Molecule: messenger RNA, 1635 nt
Organism: Penicillium cataractarum
Lineage: Eukaryota; Fungi; Ascomycota; Eurotiomycetes; Eurotiales; Aspergillaceae
Product: N amino acid transport system protein
Exons: 2
Coding region: 1-1635 (544 amino acids)
Biological process (GO): amino acid transmembrane transport
Cellular component (GO): vacuolar membrane
Molecular function (GO): amino acid transmembrane transporter activity
Source: RefSeq, a predicted model, not a curated record
AUGUUUCCCCCGGGCGACGUGAAAUGGUGGUUCCCCAGAGAUAACGCCGGAUCCGAGCGCAAAGUCUUUGGCCAAGCCCAUUUUCUUUUAUACCGGUGCCAUGGCCUCUCUUCUUCUCCUCUUACCUCUCCCUUUGUCUUCUCCGGUCAAUCCGACAAUCUCCCUCCUCCUCCUCCUCCUCCCCUUCCCCCCUCCUUAAGUCCCAUCCUCGGCAAGAUGGGCUUCGACGAUGUCUCAAGUGGCCCAGACUCCAACAAGAUCAUGGAGUCUGACGGCGAGAAGAAGGUCUACGCCGCCCCACCACCAUUCGAGAAGGAUAUGGUCGGCGAGAUGAGCGAGGCCGAGCGCCAUAUCUAUGACCAUGGUAUCAAGAAGUUUAGUCGUCUCGGUUGGAAACGACUCACCGUGGUUCUCAUCGUCGAGGCCAUUGCCCUCGGAAGUUUGUCCAUUCCCUCAACCUUUGCCGCCCUGGGGAUGGUGGCAGGUGUGAUUUCCUGUGUGGGUCUUGGUCUCGUGGCCAUCUAUACCAGUUACAUCGUCGGUCAGGUUAAGCUGGCUUUCCCAGAGGUCGCCAACUACGCCGAUGCAGGUCGCUUGAUGUGGGGUCGCUUUGGUUAUGAACUCAUCAACCUGAUGCUCGCGCUGCAGUUGAUUUUCUUGACCGGAUCUCACUGUCUGACGGGAACGAUUGCCUUCCAGAACAUCACCGAGAGUGGUAUUUGCUCCGUCAUCUUUGGCGUGGUGUCUGCGAUUAUCCUGCUUUUGCUCGCCAUCCCACCUAGUUUCACCGAGGUUGCCAUUCUGGGUUAUGUGGAUUUUGCAUCGAUCGUUUGCGCGAUUGGUAUUACGAUUAUCGGCACUGGCAUCCAGGCAACGAAUGCCCCCGGUGGCCUUGCGGCCGUCAACUGGUCCGCCUGGCCCAAGCCCGACUUGACCUUUACCGAAGCGUUUAUUGCGAUCUCCAAUAUUAUCUUCGCCUACAGUUUCGCCAUGUGCCAGUUCUCCUUCAUGGAUGAGAUGCACACCCCCCGUGACUUUGUCAAGUCGAUCUGGACCCUGGGCAUCACCGAGAUUGUCAUCUACACCGUGACAGGUGCGACAAUCUAUGCGUUUGUUGGUCAGGACGUGAAGAGCCCGGCGCUCCUCUCCGCAGGUGGUACCCUCAGCCGAGUGGCCUUUGGUGUGGCUCUGCCCGUGAUCUUUAUCAGUGGAUCGAUUAACACGGUGGUCUUCGGCCGCCUAGUGCAUGGUCGGAUCUUCGCCAACUCCCCGAUUCGAUUCAUCAACACCAAGAUGGGCUGGAUCACGUGGUUGGGUGUUAUCACCGCGGCUACGAUCAUUGCCUUUAUCAUUGCGGAAGUGAUUCCGUUCUUCAGCGAUCUGCUGUCCAUCUCAUCUGCUUUGUUCAUCUCUGGCUUCAGCUUCUACUUCCCUUCGUUGAUGUGGUUCCUGCUUAUCCGCAAGGGUAGCUGGACCGAGCCCCGAAACCUGAUCUUGACCAUCAUCAAUGCCUUUAUUGGAGUGAUUGGACUGAUUAUUUUGGUGGCCGGUACUUAUUCUAGUAUCGAUGAUAUUAUCAUCAACUACCGGACCGGCUCCGUACGGGGUGUCUUCACUUGUGCUGCCCUGGAGUAA